CAAAAGCAUUUAGAAUUUAGUUGAGUGUUAACUUCGCUAGUGAAUGCAUUAUUAUACGGUUUUAUACAAAGCUCUUCAUACAAUGACUUCGGAAAAUGCGAAACAAUUCUUCCUGAUGUUACUUUUAACAGUAAUUUGGACAAAAGCAUUAUCUCAACAGCAACCCAUUGAUUCCGGCUUAAUUUCUGCAGUUAAUAGAGUUUUCAAUAAUACGAUUAACAAUCAGCGGUCGAGUGAACCAUUUAAUCGAGGAAUUGGUCAUAUCGUUACACCCGUACCAAUUAGCGAUGCCGAGCCCUUAGCUAAUUUCCAAUCGAUUUCUGGUCGUUCACAAUGCAAUUGUGUACCAUAUCAUAUGUGUGAUCCAACGACGAAUACGGUAACGGAAGAUGGUAGCUUUGAUGGCUUCGGUUUAAUAGAUUUACGUUUCAGUAGAAAUGAUGAUCCAGUUUGCGAUCAUUUCUUAGACGUUUGCUGUGACGGUGCGCGGGUGCAUAACGAAAGUUUGACUCCGACUCCUCAAGAAGAACGAUCUUAUCGGGCUACGGGCUGCGGGAUUAGAAAUGUGGGUGGCAUCGAUUUUAAUAUAACCGGAGCUGAUGAUAAUGAGGCAGGUUUUGGCGAAUUCCCCUGGACCGUAGCCUUGUUAUUAGCGGACAAUUUAACUUAUUUUUGUGCCGGUUCUCUAAUACAUCCCCGUGUGGUGUUGACUGCGGCUCAUUGUAUAAAUAACUUAGCGAACAAUUUUAUUGUACGAGCUGGCGAGUGGGAUACACAAACAAUUAAGGAACGCUUGCCGUACGAAGAACGUGAAGUUUUAAACACAAUUAUUCAUCCGAAUUUCAACACUAGAAAUGUGGCGAAUGAUUUUGCUUUGGUUAUAGUAAAUGCACCCUUCACUCUAGGCGAUCAUAUCAACGUAAUAUGUUUACCAUCACAAAAUCAUAUGCCAAGAGAGGGAACAAUUUGUUAUUCGAGUGGUUGGGGUAAAGACGUUUUCGGGGCCGAAGGACGUUUUAGCGCGAUUAUGAAACGCGUUCCUUUACCUAUAGUCGAAUUCAAUUCGUGCCAAACACAAUUGCGUGCAACACGUUUGGGACCAAGAUUCGCUUUGGAUCGGUCUUUUAUAUGUGCAGGCGGUCAAGCUGGGAUCGAUACAUGCGUAGGUGAUGGUGGUGCUCCUUUGGUCUGUGGAAUUGGUUUGCCUAAUGAAAAUCGUUAUCAUCAGAGUGGCAUUGUUGCCUGGGGCAUAGGAUGUAAAGACGCAAUUCCUGCAGCUUAUGCGCAUGUGGGCUCCGUCCGCGCUUGGAUUGACGAACAAAUGCUGGCCAAUGGCUUCGAUACGUCAUCAUACUCACCAAAUUAGUUUAAGAAAUUAAGUUCGAAUUUUUUUUUUCUUUCUUUAUUUCUACACAUAAUUAAUUUUAUUUUUAUUAUAAAAACAAAUCAUAAAA
This is a messenger RNA of Glossina fuscipes, 1454 nucleotides long. Its product is annotated as phenoloxidase-activating factor 2. Gene Ontology annotation, molecular function: serine-type endopeptidase activity. The transcript has 2 exons. The coding region runs from base 44 to 1366 and encodes 440 amino acids. Gene Ontology annotation, biological process: proteolysis. The record is from RefSeq and is a predicted model, not a curated record. NCBI's taxonomy places the organism in Eukaryota, Metazoa, Arthropoda, Insecta, Diptera, Glossinidae.